Molecule: messenger RNA, 1677 nt
Organism: Rhagoletis zephyria (snowberry fruit fly)
Lineage: Eukaryota; Metazoa; Arthropoda; Insecta; Diptera; Tephritidae
Source: RefSeq, a predicted model, not a curated record
AUGACCUUCGCCAAGGAAGAUCGACUGAACUGUCGAGCGCAGGAACCAGAGGAGGAGGACGAGGAGAGCGAAGGCGAGGACUACGAUCCGGCGCAGGAUGAAGAGGGCGAUGACGAUUCAGAGGGCUCAGAACGGUCCGGAGAUGAAGAGGAGGACAACUACGGCGGCGACGACGACGAUGAUGGCGAGGAGGAGGAGGAGGAGGCGAUGUCGGUUGACAAUGAUCGCCAAGGGUCCCGAAAUACUGUCGGCGGUGGCAAUGGUGAGAGCAGUGCUCCCGGUACCUCAGCUGCCACCGCCACCACCGCCAGCACUGUGAAAAUCGCCGGCCCCUACGGAACCCGACCGGGCACGGAGGCGGAGGGCGGCGGCGAGGUGGACAUGUCGAAGGAGGAGUGGUUCCACAAUGAGUACUACAAGAUCUGGAAGAAGAACGCCAUGUACCUCUACGACCUCCUCAUCACGCACACCCUCACCUGGCCCUCGCUCACCGUCGAGUGGGUGCCCGAGCCGGCGGACUCGAUGCAGACGGGCGGUCCCGGCAACAGCAGCACCACCACCGGUCACCACGGCCACCACUUGAACAAGGACAUGCUGCCGCAGCGGCUCAUUCUGGGCAGCAACACCUCGGGCACGCACGCCAACUACCUGAUCAUCCUCAAGGUGAUGCUGCCCAGCUACGACCUGCAGCGCAACCCCAACGUCACCUCGAUGCGCCACCCCUCCGGCUACGGGGCGAUCAACAGCAAGGUGGAGAACUUCAUCAAGAUUCCCCACGACGGCGACAUCAACAAGGCCCGCCUCAUGCCGCAGAACCCAUUUCUCAUCGCCACCAAGUCUUCCAACAACAAGGUCCUCCUCUUCGACUACGAGAAGCACGAGAGCGACCCGGGCGAGCCGGCGGAGGGCCGCAAGGUCAGCUGCCGCCCGGACAUGGUCCUCGAGGGGCACGACGACGAGGGCUUCGGCCUCAGCUGGAACCCCUGCAAACGAGGCGUCCUCGCCUCCUGCGACAACAGCGGUGACAUCUGCAUCUGGGACGUGGACGCCGGGAAGACAGGCGUCGGGCGCACUCUGCAGCCGCGGGAGAAAAUUGUGAAGGCGCACAACGGCGCCGUCUGCGACGUCCAGUGGCACAACCUGUCGGGGCUGCUUGCCUCCGCCGGCACCGACGGCAAGGUGAAGAUCUACGACGAGCGGUGCCGGGCGUCGGUGCACGCUAUUGACGCCCACACCAGCGACGUCAACUGCAUCAGCUUCAACCCCUACUCAGACAUGAUUUUCCUGACGGGCUCGAAGGACGAGACAGUGGCCCUCUGGGACAUGCGCAACCUGGGCAUCAAGACGCACACCUUUGAGGGCCACAAGGAUGAAGUCUUCUCGGUUGCCUGGGCCCCGCAAAAGGAAACCUACUUCGCCUCCGCCUCUGCGGACAAUCGCGUGCUGAUCUGGGACCUGCGCUCCAUUGGCAAGCGCCAGUCGGAGGAGGACGCAAAGGAGGGCCCCCCGGAGCUGAUGUUCAUCCACGGCGGGCACACCGACAAGCUGUGCGACAUUAGCUGGAACCCGCACGAGCCCUUCCUCAUGGCCUCCGUCGCCGAGAACAACGUCCUCCACCUGUGGAAGAUGGGCGACCACGUGAUUCGCACCACCGAGGAGGCCAACGCCAAGUGGUAG